GGCAUUAUCAGAGACGUUCCACAGGAUCUCUCUGAGCAAAUGAUUUUAAGUAACAUCACAAGUCCCAUCAAGGUUGUUGCUGUCAGUAGAAUGAAUCGGAGAACCACAACAGCCUCUCACAUGGAUUCUCUAGAAGAUUCACACCCAUCCAUCACUUACGUGCCUUCUCUUUCUGUCUCGCUCACCUUUGAGGGACAAAAGAUUCCAAACCACGUCUUCAUGUUUUAUGUCAGGUACCCCGUGUCUCCAUAUAUAGCAAGAGUUUCACGAUGCAAUCAAUGUUUUAGAUUUGGACAUAUUCAAAACAACUGCAAAAGUCAGCCACGCUGUGCACACUGCGGUGACAAAGGACACACCUAUUCCAAGGAUAAAUGUCAACGAGCUCAAAACCUUCCAAACUGCGUGAACUGCCAGGGAGAACACAGAGCAGACUCUCCUCACUGCCCGGAACUCUCUAUACAGAAGGAGAUUAGGAAAUACGCAGCUUACAGAAACGUUUCUUUGUUAGACGCGAAAGAGAUCUUCAAAGACCCCUCUUGCUCUUGCGGUUACCCCAUGCAAGACGCGGAUCACAUUCUCUGGAACUGCCCGCUUUACCACGCUCAAAGGACGUCACUCUUGGCACAGUUGGCAAAACUUAAGAAGAAUCCGCCAUUCAAGAUACAGGACAUUCUGAAAAAAACCCUCCUCUGGGGUCAUCCACACAUUAUACUCCUUUUUCAAAUCCUGUAACCUCCGCAUCUAACAUACUCUGAAUUUUUUCUCUGAUCCUCUACUCUCUAUCUUAUACAUCUCUCUAAACCGGUCGUUGGCCCGAAUAUAUUGAUCACACCCUAGAUCAGAACUGGCCAUUUAAAAAGCAAAGAAGAAGAAGAAGAAGUUGUUUCACGUCUCGCUGUGAGCGAAAGCCGCUAUUAUCAUUCGGAAGAAACUGCUCAAGUUGAAAGUCCGUUUCAAUUGCUCAUGUUCGAAGAGCAUCGUUGUACCCGCAAUAUCUUUUUAUUGUGAUACACGACGAAUCGUUCUUUCUAUCUAUACAAGGUCGUGUCGUUCAUAUACGUGACGUGAAAUAUUAUCGAAGAUACCGUUAUUCAUCGAUCAUAGAGACUGAUGAUGUAAAAAACAGACAUAUUGCCAUGUAGUUUGUCUGUUCCUGCGACAUGAGGCUGCGAACACA
Molecule: messenger RNA, 1177 nt
Organism: Formica exsecta
Lineage: Eukaryota; Metazoa; Arthropoda; Insecta; Hymenoptera; Formicidae
Exons: 3
Coding region: 40-732 (230 amino acids)
Source: RefSeq, a predicted model, not a curated record